This is a messenger RNA of Dichomitus squalens LYAD-421 SS1, 1686 nucleotides long. RefSeq lists its product as uncharacterized. The record is from RefSeq and is a predicted model, not a curated record. The coding region runs from base 1 to 1686 and encodes 561 amino acids. Lineage: Eukaryota; Fungi; Basidiomycota; Agaricomycetes; Polyporales; Polyporaceae. The transcript is spliced from 5 exons.
AUGGGCUCGUCCGACAGUGAGAAGCCCCCCUCACGCCUUCACCAGAAGAGCCUCGGGGUCACCAACCGCAUAUGGCUCAUCCUCUUCGCCUUCAUCGCUCUCAUCGCCUUCACACGCUCUGUUCUUCCUCAGGAGACGACAAGCUCACGACACCGUAUCCCCCAUGCUGACCUCAAGCCCAAGAACUACCUCAGCUUCUCCGAAGACGACCCCAACCCAUUCCCCUUCUGUCCUGCACUUGGUCCUCGCGAUGAACUUGCGUCAAAAUACGACCCCAUUGUGCUCUCUACCACCAGAUUUCAUUUGGGGAGCGGUGCGCGCAUUCAGCGUGUCAUUAACAAGGCCCUCUCUGGCCUCCCGGUCACUAUCAGCGUAGUAGGCGGUUCAGUAUCAGCAUGCCAUGGAGCCGGGAAUGACCCUCUCUCGCCAAGCUGUUGGCCCGCCCGAUUCUUCAAUUGGUGGAAUGCCGUAUUCCCCCAUCCUGCUACUGAACUCACUAAUGGUGCAAUGCGCCGGACAAGUUCGUCAUACUUCUCCUUCUGCAAUGCUCACCAUAUUCCGGACCUUACGGAUCUCGUGAUCAUUGAGUUGGACGUCGACGAUGCCAACAUGGACACAUCCAUUGAGCAAUUCGAAGUGCUUAUUCGCUCAAUAUUGCUCCGUCCAGACUCCCCUGCUGUGAUUAUCCUGGGCCACUUCAGUCCACAGGUCGCUAUGUCGAAAGGCUUUGCGGGAGCGGACCAUGGACACAGUCUUGUCGCGCAGUUCUAUGACGUCCCACACAUCAGUACCAAACCCAUCCUCCACCCGAAGUACAUGGCUGAUCCCUCCUCCGUCGACCAAUACUUCGCCGACCCCAUCCUUGCAAACCCCGCAGGCCACGAGAUCCUGGCCGACGUCCUCAUCUCCUACCUGCAAUCCCAAGUCUGCACCACCUGGGCCGCAAUCACAGGUCACUCCGCCGAAGCACUCCCCUCACCCGCCGCCCCCGUCUACCCCGACGGCCAAGCGAAACAGCCCACGGACGCGCGCGGCCUCUUCGGCGGCGUCGCGGACCGCAAAGGUGCUGCCGGGGCCGCGCCCCCCGAGAAAGGCCAAGUCGACCGCGCCGCAUUUGCCGCGCUCCCCGUACAGAACAACGCCGACCGCGAGCGCACGCCGAACCCGGACCCGCGCCUGCGCGUGCCCCCCGUGCGGAUUGACUCGCGCCCCGCGGACCUGCAGGAGCAGCCGUUCGAGGAGGUCGCGCCGUACUGCGUGUCCGCGAACGACCUCGUGAACCCGCUCCCGCUGUCGAUGUUCCAGGGCACGGGCUGGGCGGCGUUCCACCCGCCCGCGGGCGCCGCGGAGCUCUCGUCGCACGCGCACUACUUCUACUCGUCGCUGCCGACGAGCCGGUUCCGGGUGAGCAUCCAGAUCGGCGCGGGGGACGUCGCGGUGUACUACGUGAAGGAGCCCGCGACGGAGGUCGGCGCGGGGAGCGCGGUCGAGUGUCAGGUGGACGACAACUACGCGGGCGCGGUGACGAUAUACAACUCGGGCAACGUCGGGGAGCCGACGCCUACGCUGCAGAUCAUCGACAGGCACGUUCCACGAGGGUCGCACUACGUCGAGUGCCAGCUGCUGGGCGAGGAGGACGACCGGAACGUGCCCGCCUUCAAGAUCAUUGGCAUCUUCGCAACAUGA